Fonsecaea erecta is the source of this 1314-nucleotide messenger RNA. RefSeq lists its product as hypothetical. NCBI's taxonomy places the organism in Eukaryota, Fungi, Ascomycota, Eurotiomycetes, Chaetothyriales, Herpotrichiellaceae. Gene Ontology annotation, molecular function: hydrolase activity, hydrolyzing O-glycosyl compounds. Bases 1 to 1314 code for a protein of 437 amino acids. The transcript has a single exon. The record is from RefSeq and is a predicted model, not a curated record.
AUGGUCUGGCCGAUGCAUCAUGCGUCCAACUACUCCCUGCUAGCCAGCGGGGGUAGACGCAGGCGCAGUCUGUGGAAACUUUGCAGAACGCCACUGAUUCUGAUCCUUGUCACCCUGGCCGGCCUCUGGCUCAUGGUGCGGAUACUCUGGCGAAGAGGAAGUAUCCCGGCCAAUUUGUCGCUGUAUCCUGACGCGGAGUCGAUCAGAGGCAAUGUUACUGUCUCUUAUGAUCCGCACGAUCGCCUUUUCAGCCCUCCACUCAGCACUCAGGGCCGCAACAUUGUCGACAAGGAUGGCAGGCGUGUCAAGCUCGUCUCGGUCAACUGGUAUGGUGCCAGUGACAUAUAUAUGAUCCCUGGAGGCCUGGAUAUCCGACAUCGAACCAAGAUUGCCCGCAUCAUUCGUGAGCUCGGAUUCAAUAGCGUCCGACUACCAUAUGCCGACGAGAUUGUUCGCAAGAAUCCUGUCAUCGAUCCCGAACUUCUGGCAGCCAACAAAGACCUCGUUGGGUUUCGAUCAUUGGAUGUCUAUGCUGCAGUCGUCCGCACCCUGACCGAAACAGGCCUCGCCGUCAUCAUCAACAACCACAUCACCCAAGCGAGAUGGUGCUGUGAUGGCUAUCCCUGCGACAUGGGAUGGUCCAACAGUGACCUCGGCCCUUUAUGUCCUGUCCGUCAGACUGAGGAAGAUUGGAUUCAAGAUCUCACAACAGUGAUGAAACCUCAUAUCCACGAUCCGCUGGUUGUUGGUGUGGACCUGCGGAAUGAGGUCCGUGGUUUUACGGGCAGAUUCAUGUGGGACUCCUGGGCAACGGCUGCCGAACAUGCAGCAGAACGACUGCAUCAACUCCAGCCCGGAUGGUUGAUGAUCGUGGAGGGUGUUCAGUCCGCCAAUGAUAUCAGGGGCGCCCAGUAUCGGCCUGUUCGCCUAACACAGGAGAACAAAUUGGUUUAUUCGUCUCACGUAUAUGGAUGGUCAGGAUGGGGAUCCCUGGUGCCGUACUGGUAUCGAACGUACAAGUCUUUCGCCGAUGACAUGGACAAGAACUGGGAGUACCUCCGCCAGACCGACACCGCUCCUGUUUGGGUUGGUGAGAUAGGAGCUCCAAACUUCCCGUCAAGACGAGAUUACCACUACUGGAGGAAUCUCAUGCGGUAUCUGAGAGAGUGCGAUGCCGAUUUCGCCUACUGGGCAAUCAACCCGCGCAAGCCGGAGAGUGAUGCUACUGAGACGUAUGGUCUGCUGCAGGACGACUGGCAAACACCAGUCUACGACUACCGGUUGUUGGAUAUGGCUGCUCUGAGACAGAAAUAG